AGGACGAUCCCAGAUGUCUUUCUCCAGCAAGCUCAUUCCGCGAUUCCCUGGGUUCGCGCUGCCCUCGCUGGGCGCGGUGCGGCAGCGCUUGGCCCUCUCAGGCCACCGUCGAGGGCGGGCCCGCGCCGCAGCCAUGGCGGCGCCCGUCGUGCCGGAGAGCGACAGCAUCCGCAGGGCCGUGUCGCUGCUCAACACCGUGGACCCGGGCCGGUUUCCGCGGCUCCUCUCCCGCCUUCUCCAGAAGCUGCACCUGAAGGCUGAAAGUACCUUCAGUGAAGAGGAGGAAGAAAAACUUCAAAUAGCUUUUUCAUUGGAAAAACAGGAUCUUCAUCUGGUUCUUGAAACUAUAUCAUUCAUUUUGGAACAGGCAGUCUAUCACAAUUUGAAGCCUGCUUCACUGCAACAGCAGCUACAAAGCAUUCACCUGGAUCAAGACAAAGCUGAAGCAUUUGCUAGUGCAUGGGCAGCUGCAGGUCAAGAUACGAUUGAAAAGUUCAGGCAGAGGGUUUUGACCCCUCAGAAGCUUGAAACAGUUGGAUGGCAGCUUAAUCUUCAAAUGGCAGAGUCCAUGCAGGCAAAGCUGAAGUCUCCUCAGGCUGUGCUAGAGCUGGGAGUGAGCAAUGAAGAUUCAAAGAACCUGAAGAAGGUGUUUGUAGAAUUCAGCCAUAAGGAGCUAUUUGAGUUCUACAACAAGCUGGAAACUAUACAAGCACAGCUGGAUUCCCUUACGUGAUGUUUUUGAAGACUUAUUUCUCCAUCACACUCCUGCCACCUCAUUAUUUUGAAUUGAAGAUAGAUUGCCAAGCUGCGUUUCCUGAAGGAUUCAGCGGGUUGCUUCUUGUAAAAUUAUAUGGCUUAUCUGCUUUUCAGACCAGUACCAUUAGCUAAGAGUCUUUGUCAAGGGUCUGAAGAUUCUAAUGGACUUUCUCUUCUUUGCUUAGCAGCUGUGAAAAAUGUCUUCUUUACUUACAGUGGGGAAACACCCUGCCCAUGCCCUCCCCCCCCACCGAAAGAAUGCUACCCUGCUUCAGAAAUAUUUUUUUUGAUUCUAUUAUGCAUGUUACUUGAUUCUGGUAGAAAUUUGCAUGUUAGUGAGAGAUGAGGAAAAAAUUCCUUUUUUGUAGACGAAUGUAGAAAUUAUAAGAAAAUACUCAGCUAAUAAAAUCUCUAUCCUUUUUAAAUAAUAUUCCUACAAUUGAUAAUGCUUCUUGCAGAUUUGUCAAAAUAAAUUCAGAAUUUUGAAAGUUGA
This is a messenger RNA of Passer domesticus (house sparrow), 1249 nucleotides long. It is a transcript of the gene COMMD10, whose product is annotated as COMM domain containing 10. NCBI's taxonomy places the organism in Eukaryota, Metazoa, Chordata, Aves, Passeriformes, Passeridae. The transcript is spliced from 7 exons. The coding region runs from base 14 to 733 and encodes 239 amino acids. The record is from RefSeq and is a predicted model, not a curated record.